AUGCCUAGGAAGAGUGAUGUGGCGGCGAAGAUUGAGGAUGGUGAGUUGAGAUUCAGAAUCUCAGUUGUAAAUGUUUUUAUGCUCUGGCUUUGAGGUGAUAUAAAGACUAAUAUGAGAUGCAAAUGCAAAAUUCCUUUAUAGAUUCAUGCUGGGCCAUUUUAGAGAUGUUUGAAUGAGUAGUGGACAUUUAUUUGUUUGCGUUCAUUCAGUUGGAAUCGAAAUCGAUGGGGAUGUGAGUGACAGUGAGGGUAAGUAUAACACAGAGAUAGUUGUGUCUUUCUCUGUGAAUAAGGCAGACAACUACAGACACUGGUUGUUAGAAUUGACCUGAUAUUUAAAAAGCUUCAGCUCUAACUGUAUUAGUGUGUUUUUUUUACAUUGUACUAAAACGUGUAUAUCUUUGCAUGUGUUGAGCUGUUGUGUGUGUGUAUGUGUGUUCUCGCGCAUACAUUUGUGUGUGUGUGUGUAUCUACAGUGAGGGAAAAAAGUAUUUGAUCCCCUGCUGAUUUUAUACGUUUGCCCACUGACAAAGAAAUGGUCAGUCUAUAAUUUUAAUGGUAGGUUUAUUUGAACAGUGAGAGACAGAAUAACAACAACAAAAUCCAGAAAAACGCAUUUCAAAAAAUUUCUAAAUUGAUUUGCAUUUUAAUGAGGGAAAUAAGUAUUUGACCCCCUCUCAAUCAGAAAGAUUUCUGGCUCCCAGGUGUCUUUUAUACAGGUAAUGAGCUGAGAUUAAGAGCACACUCUUAAAGGGAGUGCUCCUAAUCUCAGCUUGUUACCUGUAUAAAAGACACCUGUCCACAGAAGCAAUCAAUCAAUCAGAUUCCAAACUUUCCACCAUGGCCAAGACCAAAGAGCUCUCCAAGGAUGUUAGGGACAAGAUUGUAGACCUACACAAGGCUGGAAUGGGCUACAAGACCAUCGCCAAGCAGCUUGGUGAGAAGGUGACAACAGUUGGUGCGAUUAUUCGCAAAUGGAAGAAACACAAAAGUACUGUCAAUCUCCCUCGGCCUGGGGCUCCAUGCAAGAUCUCACCUUGUGGUGUUGCAAUGAUCAUGAGAACGGUGAGGAAUCAGCCCAGAACUACACGGGAGGAUCUUGUCAAUGAUCUCAAGGCAGCUGGGACCAUAGUCACCAAGAAAACAAUUGGUAACACACUACGGCGUGAAGCACUGAAAUCCUGCAGCGCCAGCAAAGGUCCCCCUGCUCAAGAAAGCACAUAUACAGGCCCGUCUGAAGUUUGCCAAUGAACAUCUGAAUGAUUCAGAGGAGAACUGGGUGAAAGUGUUGUGGUCAGAUGAGACCAAAAUCGAGCUCUUUGGCAUCAACUCAACCCGCCUUGUUUGGAGGAGGAGGAAUGCUGCCUAUGACCCCAAGAACACCAUCCCCACCGUCAAACAUGGAGGUGGAAACAUUAUGCUUUGGGGGUGUUUUUCUGCUAAGGGGACAGGACAACUUCAUCGCAUCAGAGGGACGAUGGACGGGGCCAUGUACUGUCAAAUCAUGGGUGAGAACCUCCUUCCCUCAGCCAGUGCAUUGAAAAUGGGUCGUGGAUGGGUAUUCCAGCAUGGCAACAAAGGAGUGGCUCAAGAAGAAGCACAUUAAGGUCCUGGAGUGGCCUAGCCAGGAUCCAGACCUUAAUCCCAUAGAAAAUCUGUGGAGGGAACUGAAGGUUCGAGUUGCCAAACGUCAGCCUCAAAACCUUAAUGACUUGGAGAAGAUCUGCAAAGAGGAGUGGAACAAAAUUCCUCCUGAGAUGUGUGCAAACCUGGUGGCCAACUACAAGAAACGUCUGACCUCUGUGAUUGCCAACAAGGGUUUUGCCAUCAAGUACUAAGUCAUGUUUUGCAGAGGGGUCAAAUACUUAUUUCCCUAAUUAAAAUGCAAAUCAAUUUAUAACAUUUUUGACAUGCGUUUUUCUGGAUUUUUUUGUUGUUAUUCUGUCUCUCACUGUUCAAAUAAACCUACCAUUAAAAUUAUGGACUGAUCAUGUCUUUGUCAGUGGGCAAACGUACAAAAUCAACAGGGGAUCAAAUACUUUUUUCCCUCACUGUAUACAGAUGACACCAGUCGAAGGAGAGGGAACAGAAGACCGGCAGCUGGCAGAGGAGGAGCCCGCGGCAGGGGCAAAAAGCCAGCCGAUGAAGAUGAUGAGGACGAGGAGGAAGAGGAGGCCCCCAGAACCCGCAGAGGAGCCAAUAAGAAGAAAGCUUCCAAGUCACGUGACAUCGACGAUGAAAGUGAGGAUGACGCCCCCAAGAGGAGACGAGGAGGAGCAGCAAACAAAAAGAAAGGAGGAAAGGCCCAGGACAGUGAGGAGGACAGUGAGGAGGAGAAGGGGAACAAAAGAAACAAGAAGGGAGCCGCAGGAAAGAAGGGGAAAGAAGAGGAGACCAAAGAUAAUAAGAAGAAAGGAGACGCCAAGGGGAAGGGCAAAGGAAAGGAGAAGGAAGACGAGAAGGACAAGAAGAAGAAAAAGAAGAAAGAGAGCAGGUAUCUUGGUGGAAAUCAGGGCCCAAGCGUAGUACUAAACAGCACAGGAAUCUAAAUAAUGGGCCAAAUACGUUAUUUAACUGUAUUAAACAAUAUUUGCUACCCUUGCAUCAAGAGAAAUAGAAGGACAUCCUUUCUAACUCUCUGUCUCUCUCAAUCACUGACCUCUCUUUCCCUUCGAUCGCUCUCUCCUAACGAUCUGUCUUCCGCUCUCUCUGUUCCCCUCUUGUCUCCCUUCCUCUAUCUAUCUCACAGCUCAGACACAGACUCUAACGCAGACUCAGAGGAGGAGUCCAUGUCGGAGGGAGAGAUGGAACGACUGAAGGAGGAGGUGGAGGAGAAGAAGAAGGUCAUAGCUAUUAUGAGGAACAAGCCCUGGCGAAUGAAGAGGAGGCUGGUAUAUCUGAAGUAAUGAACGUGUUGACUGAUUGCACUUGCAUAGGCUACUGGACAAAUGACAUAUGCUGUCACGAUGAAGUUGAGACACUUUCAGAUAAUAAUUUGCUGUAUUCAUUGAUCAUAGCUGUGUUUUUUUUACCCCAUUUUAAAGUAUUUACUACACCACCUGUCAGAAUAUAUUUCAUAUUUUAGUUAAUUUUAUCCAUUUAUUUGAGCUUGACUGUAGCUGUUCUGUUGUUAACCUCAUGAUUUGUUCUCAGAGAAUGCCAAGAAUUUGUAGAUAAAUUUGAAGGGGCUCUGGGAAAAGGAAAAGGCAGGAAGUUUUAUGCCUAUAAAGUCAUGAUGAUGAAGGUAUGGAACCAUGAGCACAAUGUAUGCUUUCCUGCCACUUAGCUUUUUGUGGAUGUCAAAAUAUGAGGAUAUAAUAUUGAUUGUCUUUCUUUUUCACCAGAAAUGGAUCAAAUUCCAAAGAGAUUUUGAAAAUUUCAAAACGACUUGCAUACCAUGGGAACGAAAGAUAAAAGAGGUUGAAAGUGAGUUACCUGCUACUCCACACUUUAGAAACAGCAAUAUACUGAAAAUAUUCCAGAACACAGGUCACAACACAAGAUACAGUAAUAUACUGAGCUGAUUGACAAAGGCCAGUUGAAUGACAGCUGAGCACUACCACCUAGUGAAGAAACCCUAUAUGUCACUUCUCUCCCCUCAGGUCACUUUGGGUCCUCUGUUGCUUCCUACUUCAUCUUCCUGCGCUGGAUGUAUGGCAUGAACAUGGUCCUCUUUGGCUUAACCUUCGGACUGGUUGUGAUCCCAGAGGUAAAACCGCCUCACAAAGAGUUUUAACACAUAGAUACAACUCUAAUGUAUACUCUAGUAGUCUAUCAAUAAUUAUUGAAAUGUGUUAUGGCUCCAGGUUCUGAUGGGACUUCCGUAUGGAUCCAUUCCCAGAAAGACAGUGCCCAGAGCUGAGCAGCCUACUGCUCAAGACUACUCUGUCCUCAUGGACUUCAACGUGGGUUAAACAAUGCAGUCGAAAUAGGCUACGCUCUAUUUACUCUGCAUGAAAGCCUAUCAAAUAUUACCAUAUCAAAGAUUUCAGGCUCAUAUAAUGUGAUGAUAUUUCAUAUUGUGCUACUUAAAUUAUCAGCAUGGGUCUGGAGACACCUGUGAAGAUCAGAAGACACAGUUUAUCGGUACACUAUAAGAGCACAGUUCAUCACUUGUGAUCACUUCUUUCUCUCUCAGGGGUAUUGCAAAUACUCAGUCCUCUUCUAUGGUUACUACAACAACCAGAGGACCAUUGGGCUGUUGAAGUUCCGCCUCCCGCUGUCUUACCUCAUGGUAGGAGUGGGGACUUUUGGCUACAGCCUGAUGGUGGUGAUACGAACGUGAGUCACCACCCAAUCCCCCACCUAUAAAAUAUGAUCAGAUGUCACACAUACACUACCGUUCAAAAGUUUGGGGUCACUUAGAAAUGUCCUUGUUUUCAAAAGAAAAGCAAAAAAAAAAUUCUCCAUUAAAAUAACAUCAAAUUGAUCAGAAAUACAGUGUAGACAUUGUUAAUGUUGUAAAUGGCUAUUGUAGCUGGAAACGGCUGAUUUUCUAUGCAAUAUCUACAUAAGCGUACAGAGGUCCAUUAUCAGCAACCAUCAGUCCUGUGUUCCAAUGGCACGUUGUGUUUGCUAAUCCAAGUUUAUCAUUUUAAAAGGCUAAUUGAUCAUUAGAAAACCCUUUUGCAAUUGAAAAAGCCAUAUCUUAAUCUUUUCUUUUUAUUGCCCAGUCUGAGAUAUGGCUUUUUCUUUGCAACUCUGCCUAGAAGGUCAGCAUCCCUGAGUCGCCUCUUCACUGUUGACGUUGAGACUGGUGUUUUGCGGGUACUAUUUAAUGAAGCUGCCAGUUGAGGACCUGUGAGGCGCCUGUUUCUCAAACUAGACACUCUAAUGUAUUUGUCCUCUUGCUCAGUUGUGCACCGGGGCCUCCCACUCCUCUUUCUAUUCUGGUUAGAGCCAGUUUGCGCUGUUCUGUGAAGGGAGUAUUACACAGCGUUGUACGAGAUCUUCAGUUUCUUGGCAAUUUCUCGCAUGGAAUAGCCUUCAUUUCUCAGAACAAGAAUAGACUGACGAGUUUCAGAAGAAAGUUAUUUGUUUCUGGCCAUUUUGAGCCUGUAAUCGAACCCACAAUUGCUGAUGCUCCAGAUACUCAACUAGUCUCAAGAAGGCCAGUUUUAUUGCUUCUUUAAUCAGCACAACAGUUUUCAGCUGUGCUAACAUAAUUGCAAAAGGGUUUUCUAAUUAUCAAUUAGCCUUUUAAAAUGAUAAACUUGGAUUAGCAAACACAACGUGCCAUUGGAACACAGGACUGAUGGUUGCUGAUAAUGGGCCUCUGAACGCCUAUGUAGAUAUUCCAUAAAAAAUCAGCCGUUUCCAGCUACAAUAGCCAUUUACAACAUUAACAAUGUCUACACUGUAUUUCUGAUCAAUUUGAUGUUAUUUUAAUGGACAAAAAAAAUGUGUUUCUUCCGAAAACAAGGACAUUUCUAAGUGACCUCAAACUUUUGAACGGUAGUGUAUGUCAAAACACAGCUUAACACAUCAAGAUAGACCCCAGCAAUAGUAGCUGCUGCUUCUGCAAAAGCUCAUGGGGAUCCAAAUAAACAAAUAUAUAUAAAUAAUUUAGUUUUUCAUGGUGUUUGAUCUGAAAAUGGAUAACGGCCUUUCCCCACUGUCAUUCCUAUAUGUUUUGAUAGAAUGGCUAAGAAUGCUGAUGUGGGGGGAGGGGACGGAGAUGACGGGGAGUUCACCUUUGCCUGGAAGAUGUUCACCAGCUGGGAUUACCUCAUCGGCAAUGCCGAGACGGCUGACAACAAGUACGCUUCCAUCACCACCAGCUUCAAGGUAACCAUGGAGACCCGUGUACUAUUUUCACAACUUCAUCACAACGUCUGAUCUUUUGAAUUAUGCUCUUCUGAGUAUUCUUUACUGUAUUCAAUCCAAUAUAAUGACAUGUUAUUUCCCACCAACUACACAUCACUUCUGAAACAUGUUAGUGGCCCAUAAGCUAACUGUCUUUCUGUCUGUCUGUCUGUCUGAGUGCAGGAGUCCAUCGUGGAUGAGCAGGAGAACCAAAAGGAUGAGAACAUCCACCUGAGGAGGUUCCUGCGUGUGCUGGCCAACUUCAUGAUCAUCUGCUGCCUGGGAGGAAGUGGCUACCUCAUCUUCUUCGUGGUGAAGAGGUCCCAGGAGUUUGCCAACAGGAACGACCUGAGCUGGUACGAGAAAAACGAGGUAAUGCUUGGAGAAUGGUGUUGAUGCUAAGUACAUCCUUUGAAACCAAUGGAAUCAGUUUCUAUUUGGAAUAAAUGAUGGUAAUAUUAUCUCAUAAUAGUGUAGCCUUCUUUAUCUCAUUCAUUAAUAACUAAACAAACGUCCCUCUCUAUUAUAUCACUGAACUAUGUUUGAUCAUACGGUGUUGUGUAAAGUGGUGGUGUAGUGGAGAGAUGGUAUGAUUCCUCCCAUGGUCCCACUGUGUAGUUGGAGCUCAUCAUGUCCCUGUUGGGCCUGGUGUGUCCUCCCCUGUUUGAGACCAUCGCGGAGCUGGAGGAGUACCACCCCCGGAUCGCCCUCAAAUGGCAGCUGGGGCGCAUCUUUGCCCUCUUUUUGGGAAACCUCUACACUUUCCUGUUUGCCCUGUUUGAUGAGGUCAACAACAAGGUACUGUAAGGCUGCCUCACACUACUUCAGGCCACUACCAGACAUUAGCACUUUCUUGUUAAUCUUAAAUCUACAUUGAGAGCGGGAUUACAGGAUCAUUUUUGGGAUAAUAUGAAAGCGUCAAAGAGAAGGAUAAGGUUUCAUACUGGGAUGGUGGAGUUACAUAUUAUGUAAACAACACAGUGCAUCCUGUAGUGAGGGAUUGAUUUCAUACUCUUAGGAAUGAUGUUCCUCAGAGAGAUGCAUUUUCAUUGGGAUGAAUGGGUAGUGCGUUGAAAUGGAUGACCUGUGAUUCAAUGGCUUCCUUCCUUCCACUCAGCUUGAUGAGGAGGUGUCCAUUAGGAAUGCGUCCAUCUGGGCCCUGAAGGAAUACUACGCUAACUUCACCCUCCACAACAAUGACACGGACGUCACCCCGCCCCCCAUGGACCCCUCUGAUGUCAUCAGGGGGCCAUGCUGGGAGACCGCCGUCGGCAUAGUAACGGAACCUUACUGAUAUCCUCAUCUCUGGUGUGAUAUGGUCAUUGUUUCUGUUGUAUGUACUGUACCUUUGUAAAGCCCUGUGUGUGAUGUUCAUCAUGUGACAGGAGUUUGUGAAGCUGACCGUGUCAGACAUCCAGGUGACCUACCUGACCAUCCUGAUUGGUGACUUUGCGCGGGCUGUCAUUGUCAGGUUCCUCAACUACUGCUGGUGCUGGGACCUCGAAGCCACAUAUGUACGUGCUCCACUUGUCAUUGUUACAAAUGUCUUAUUUUGUCUAUUGGUGGGGAUAUUCUAGUGGUCUACAUUUUUGUUGCCAGGCAGAAGUUUGAACCACUGUUUGUGAUAUGGAUUUUAUCUCCCUCUGUAGCCAUCAUAUGGAGAAUUUGACAUCAGUGGCAACGUUCUUGGUCUGGUCUUCAACCAAGGAAUGAUCUGGUAAGAGAUAUUUAUAUUCUGGUUGCAAAACUAUAGAACUCAUACAGUAUAUUCCAUAUUCCCUUCACUGACCCUGUGUGUGUGCGUGUGUGUGUGCGUGUUUCAGGAUGGGUGCGUUCUAUGCUCCAGGGUUGGUAGGGAUAAACGUCCUGCGUCUCCUCUCCUCCAUGUAUUACCAGUGCUGGGCCGUAAUGGCCACUAACGUGCCCCAUGAGAGGGUCUUCAAAGCCUCCAAAUCCAACAACUUCUACAUGGGCCUCCUCCUCCUCAUCCUCUUCCUCAGUCUACUGCCUGUGGUCUACACCAUCAUGACCUUGCCACCCUCCUUUGACUGUGGGCCAUUCAGGUAGCACAUACACACAGGCAUGUUUACUGUUCUGUAGGACACACCCCUGCAAAUGCACUCACACCUCUAUACAUAAACACAGACAAACAAUAUACAAUAUGUAAGGACACAUACCUGUAGCUACAUACUCACAAAAAACAAAAUCACAAAUACAGUCUCACACAAUCUUUGAUCUCCACAGUGGGAAGGCCAAGAUGUUUGAUGUCAUCAUGGAGACGAUAGACCUGGACCUGCCUGCCUUUCUGGGAACACUGAUGGGCUAUGCAGCCAACCCUGGCCUCAUCAUACCAGCUGUGCUACUGAUGGUGUGAGUAGAAGUAUAUAACUACACAUACAGUCACACACACACACACACACACAUUUAUAUACAUACAGUACCAGUCAAAGGUUUUCUUUAUUUUUACUAUUUUCUACAUUGUAGAAUAAUAGUGAAGACAUCAAAACCACGAAAUAACACAUAUGGAAUCAUGUAGUAACCAAAAAAGUGUUAAACAAAUCAAAAUAUAUUUUAGAUUUUAGAUUCUUCAAAGUAGCUACCCUUUGCCUUGAUGACAGCUUUGCACACUCUUGGCAUUCUCUCAACCAGCUUCAUGAGGAAUGCUUUUCCAACAUUCUUGAAGGAGUUCCCACAUAUGCUGAGCACUUGUUGGCUGCUUUUCCUUCACUCUACGGUCCAUCUCAAUUGGGUUGAGGUCGGGUGAUUGUGGAGGCCAUGUCAUCUGAUGCAGCACUCUAUCACUCUCCUUCUUGGUCAAAUAGCCCUUACACAGCCUGGAGGUGUGUUGGGUCCUUGUCCUGUUGAAAAACAAAUGAUAGUCCCACUAAGCGCAAACCAGAUGGGAUGGCGUAUCGCUGCAGAAUGCUGUGGUAGCCAUGCUGGUUAAGUGUGCCUUGAAUUCUAAAUAAAUCACAGACAGUGUCACCAGUAAAGCACCCCCACACCAUCACACCUCCUCCUCCAUGCUUCAUGGUGGGAACCACACAUGCGGAGAUCAUCCGUUCACCUACUCUGCGUCUCACAAAGACACAGCAGUUGGAACCAAAAAUCUCAAAUUUGGACUCAUCAGACCAAAGGACAGAUGUCCACCGGUCUAAUGUCCAUUGCUCGUGUUUCUUGGCCCAAGCAAGUCUCUUCUUCUUAUUAGUGUCCUUUAGUAGUGGUUUCUUUGCAGCAAUUCAACCAUGAAGGCCUGAUUCACACAGUCUCCUCUGAACAGUUGAUGUUCAGAUGUGUCUGUUACUUGAACUCUGUGAAGCAUUUAUUUGGGCUGCAAUUUCUGAGGCUGGGAACUCUAAUGAACGUAUACUCUGCAGCAUAGGUAACUCUGGGUCUUCCUUUCCUGUGGCGGUCCUCAUGAGAGCCAAUUUCAUCAUAGCACUUCAUGUUUUUUGCGACUGCUCUUGAAUAAACUUUAAAAGUUUUUGAAAUGUUCUGUAUUGACUGACCUUCAUGUCUUAAAGUAAUGAUGGACUGUUGUUUCUCUUUGCUUAUUUGAGCUGUUCUUGCCAUAAUAUGGACUUGGUCUUUUACCAAAUAGGGCUAUCUUCUGUAUACCACCCCUACCUUGUCACAACACAACUGAUUGACUCAAACGCAUUAAGAAGGAAAGAAAUUCCACAAAUUAACUUUUAACAAGGCACACCUGUUAAUUGAAAUGCAUUCCAGGUGGCUACCUCAUGAAGCUGGUUGAGAUAAUGCCAAGAGUGUGCAAAGCUGUCAUCAAGGCAAAGGGUGGCUACUUUGAACAAUCUCAAAUAUAAAAUACAUUUUGAUUUGUUUAACAGAAUGUUGGUUACUACAUGAUUCCAUAUGUGCUAUUUCAUAGUUUUGAUGUCUUCACUGUUAUUCUACAAUGUAGAAAAUAGUACAAAUAAAGAAAAACCCUGGAAUGAGUAGGUGUGUUCAAACUUUUGACUGGUACUGUACAGUCGUGGUCAAAAGUUUUGGUCUUCACAAAGUUCGCUGCUUCAGGGUUGUGAGAUAUUUUUGUCAGAUGUUACUAUGGUAUACUGAAGUAUAAUUACAAGCAUUCCAUAAGUGUCAAAGGCUUUUAUUGACAAUUACAUUAAGUUUAUGCAAAGAGUCAAUAUUUGCAGUGUUGACCCUUCUUUUUCAAGACCUCUGCAAUCCGCCCUGGCAUUACAUUUUAGUCAUUUAGCAGACACUCUUAUCCAGAGCGACUUACAGUUAGUGAGUGCAUACAUUUUCAUACUGACCCCCUGUGGGAAACGAACCCACAACCCUGGCGUUGCAAGCGCCAUGCUCUACCAACUGAGCUACAGGGGACUUUAACUUUUAAUUAACUUCUGGGCCACAUCCUGACUGAUGGCAGCCCAUUCUUGCAUAAUCAAUGCUUGGAGUUUGUCAGAAUUUGUGGGUUUUUGUUUGUCCACCCGCCUCUUGAGGAUCGACCACAAGUUCUCAAUGGGAUUAAGGUCUGGGGAGUUUCCUGGCCAUGGACCCAAAAUGUCAAUGUUUUGUUCCCCGAGCCACUUAGUUAUCACUUUUGCCUUAUGGCAAGGUGCUCCAUCAAGCUGGAAAAGGCAUUGGUCAUCACCAAACUGUUCUUGGAUGGUUGGGAGAAGUUGCUCUCGGAGGAUGUGUUGGUACCAUUCUUUAUUCAUGGCUGUGUUCUUAGGCAAAAUUGUGAGUGAGCCCACUCCCUUGGCUGAGAAGCAACCCCACACAUGAAUGGUCUCAGGAUGCUUUACUGUUGGCAUGACACAGGACUGAUGGUAGCGCUCUCCUUGUCUUCUCCGGACAAGGUGUUUUCCGGAUGCCCCAAACAAUCGGAAAGGGGAUUCAUCAGAGAAAAUGACUUUACCCCAGUCCUCAGCAGUCCAAUCCCUGUACCUUUUGCAGAAUAUCAGUCUGUCCCUGAUGUUUUUCCUGGAGAUAAGUGGCUUCUUUGCUGCCCUUCUUGACACCAGGCCAUCCUCCAAAAUUCUUCACCUCACUGUGCGUGCAGAUGCACUCACACUUGCCUGUUGCCAUUCCUGAGCAAGCUCUGCACUGGUGGUGCCCCGAUCACGCAGCUGAAUCAACUUUAGGAGACGGUCCUGGCGCUUGCUGGACUUUCUUGGGCGCCCUGACGCCUUCUUCACAACAUUUGAACCUCUCUCCUCUUGAUGAUCCGAUAAAUGGUUGAUUUAGGUGCAAUCUUACUAGCAGCAAUAUCCUUGCCUGUGAACCCUUUUUGUGCAAAGCAAUGAUGACGGCACGUGUUUCCUUGCAGUUAACCAUGGUUAACAGAGGAAGAACAAUGAUUUCAAGCACCACCCUCCUUUUAAAGCUUCCAGUCUGUUAUUCUAACUCAAUCAGCAUGACAGAGUGAUCUCCAGCCUUCUCCUCGUCAACACUCUCACCUGUGUUAACGAGAGAAUCACUGACAUGAUGGCAGCUGGUGCUUUUGUGGCAGGGCUGAAAUGCAGUGGAAAUGUUUUUUGGGGGAUUAAGUUCAUUUUCAUGGCAAAGAGGGACUUUGCAAUUAACUGCAAUUCAUCUGAUCACUCUUCAUGACAUUCUGGAGUAUAUGCAAAUUACCAUCAUCAAAACUGAGGCAGCAGACUUUGUGAAAAUUAGUAUUUGUGUCAUUCUCAAAACUUUUGACCACGACUGUAUAUUAGGAUACUGCAUGUCUACAGUGUAUAUCUGUGUAAACAGAUGGAUGCUAAAGCUCUUAAUACAGUGGGCUCCAAAAUUACUGGCACCCCUGACUGGCAAUGCACAAACAAUACUUUAAAAAUUAUAAACAAUAUAAUUAUAGAGAUAAACUCAAAAUACCAACGUGAGAAAUAAUUUUCAAUGGAACCAACCAAAAUCAUACAAUUAUUUAAUACCAAAUAAAUGUCACCAAAAUCAACGUUUCAUAAUUAUUGGCACUCCUCAUUUAGUACUUAGUGUAACCACCUCUGGCAAGGUUAACAGCAUGGAGUCUUUUCCUGUAAUGUUUGACGAGGUUAAGGAACACAUUUGGAGGGAUUUUGGACCAUUCCUCUAUGCAGAUCCUUUCAAGAUCCUUCACAUUCUUGGGUUUGCGCUUAUCAACUGCCCUCUUCAACUCAGUCCACAGAUUUUCGAUUGGAUUGAGGUCCGGCGACUGAGAUGGCCAUGGCAGAACAUUGAUUUUGUUGUCACAGAACCAUUUCUGUGUGGAUCUUGAGGUAUGUUUUGGGUCAUUGUCUUGUUGGAAAGUCCAGCUAUGGCCAAGUCCCAGCCUUCUGGCAGAGGCAACCAGAUUGUCAGCCAAAAUUCCCUGAUACUUGGUGGAAUUCAUUAUGCCAUCAAUCUUAACCAGUGCCCCUGGACCUCUGGAAUUAAAACAGCCCCAAAACAUCACUAACCCACCACCAUAUUUCACCGUGGGUAUGAGGUGCCUCUCCUUGUAUGCAUCUCUGUUUCGACGCCAAACAUGCCGAUGCUGUAUCUGACCAAAACGUUCAAUUUUGGUCUCAUCUGACCAGAGCACCUUCUUCCAGUCAUAAUUUAAAUGACGUUUGGCAAACUCCAAGCGCUUGCAAUCUGUGUCUUGGAGUCAGAAAGGGCUUUCUUCUGGCAACCCUUCCAAAGAGCCUGUGGUUGUGGAGGUGGCGUCUGAUGGUGCUUUUUGAAACCUGGUGACCCCAAGACGCCACCAAGGCCUGCAAUUCUUUCACAGUGAUUCUUGGGGAUUUUGUUGCUUCUCUCACCAUCCUCCUCCCUAUCCUGGGGGGCAAAAUGCAUUUGCGUCCUCUACCUGUGAGGUUUUCAACUGUUCCAUAUCUUUUUAUUUUUUUUAUAAUUGCCCUGACAGUGCUCAGUGGUAAAUUCAAUCGUUUGUGGAUCGUCUUGUAGCCAUUACCAGAUUUAUGAAGGUCUACAACCAUCUGUCUCUUUUGAACUGCCAGUGCUUUUGUUUUCUUCAUGGUGUUGGAUGACAAAGGGAUAUUGCAUGCGUGUUACCUCAUUUUUAUACCCUAGUGAAACAGGAAGUGAUGUAAUGGCUCAAUAUGGUUCCUUAAGACUUAGAUCAACUUAAAUAAGUGGAAUUUAAUUCCUGGUUUAAUUUUGGUAGAUGUUAUUUACAAUAAUCUUUAAGGGUGCCAUUAAUUGUGAAACCUUGAUUUGGUGGACAUUGAUUUUUAAUUAAAUCAAUAAAUGAUUUUGGUGGGUCCUUUUGGAACAUUAAUAUAGUACAGUAUUUCUCACAUGUUGGUAUUUUGAGUUUAUCUCUAUAAUUAUAUUGUUUAUAUUUAUUAAAGUAUUAUUUGUGCAUUGCCAGUCAGGGGUGCCGGUAAUAUUGGAGCCCACUGUAUGUACUUCCCCACAGACUGGCUAUCUACUAUCUGAACUCGGUGUCUGAGGCGUAUCAACAUGCUAACGCAGAGCUGAAGAAGAAGAUGCAGAUGGUGAGUCUGAGUGUUUUUCAAAUUAAUUCAGUCUCAGGUAAAAAUUGUAUGUGGUUAAUUUAUAGGUCUUAAUUAUUUAAAUAAUACUCACUUGCUCUCGCUCGCUGUCAUCUAUCUAUCUACAUGUAUCUAUCUAUCUAUCUAUCUAUCUAUCUAUCUAUCUAUCUAUCUCUCACUCACUCACUCACUCACUCACUCACUCACACACACACACACACACACUCUCUCUCUCUCUCUCUCUCUCUCUCUCUGUCUCUCUCACUCACUCACUCACUCACUCACACACACACACACACACACAUUCUCUCUCUAUCUUUAGGCCAGAGAUGAGGAGAAGAACAGGAGGAACAACACUGAAAGCACAGACCAGGUCAUGAAGGACCUGGAGGACCUGCUCCCCAACCGCUCUCUCUUGCCCCCAGCUCCCCCACCAGAGACAGGUGCAGGUGAGCAUCAUACCUUCACUUCAAAUGUGUAUGAAACCUUAGCUCCAAUAGUGGAACACAGGUGAUCUUGUUUGACCUGAUGUUAAAUUUGUCUGAAAUCAAUGAUAUCAUGAGCCAGCCUGGUCUCAUAGACUAGACGUAACAUAGUAAACGUAACUCCGGGACACUCAAAUUAGUAUGAUAUGUUACAUUUGGAAUGUUACAUAAAACAGAAGGUUACUUAAGGCAAAAACAAAUGAAUACAUACCAUGCAAACAUAAGAUAUCAUACUAAUUGGAGUGUCCCGGAUUUACUAUGUUACAUCUACCCCUGAGUCCAGGUUGCAUGAGCAAAGAGAUGGUUGUACUUGUUUAGACUUUGAGACAAUGCACUCCCCCUAUGUCUUCCCUGACCAGACAAUAAAGCAGACCAAGGUGGAAAGUCUACAAAGGUGAGGCCAGGAACUGCAGGCAAGGACGUGAACCUGCAGAAAGACGUGUCCCUGUCAUCACCAAAUCCCAACACUCGAGGCGCAGUGACCCGCCCACCGGGUCCCCGGGGGCCUGGACCUCUGCCUGGAAAUGGUCAGCAGGGGCCAGGAGGGGGACCAGGGCGAGGACGGGGGAGAGGACAGCCACCUCCAAGACCCUAG
Molecule: messenger RNA, 14332 nt
Organism: Coregonus sp. 'balchen'
Lineage: Eukaryota; Metazoa; Chordata; Actinopteri; Salmoniformes; Salmonidae
Source: the annotation of a GenBank genome assembly